Messenger RNA from Drosophila navojoa, 2078 nucleotides. It is a transcript of the gene DIP-kappa, whose product is annotated as Dpr-interacting protein kappa. Lineage: Eukaryota; Metazoa; Arthropoda; Insecta; Diptera; Drosophilidae. The record is from RefSeq and is a predicted model, not a curated record. Gene Ontology annotation, cellular component: neuron projection.
GGCAAACAUGCACGCGUGGACCCACAGCAAACGGCACUGGACGAAGCGGACAUGCCCCGAUUUGCGGAGCCCAUUGCCAAUGUCACCGUCUCCAUUGGCCGAGAUGCACUGCUCGCCUGUGUCGUUGAGAACCUAAAGGGCUAUAAAGUGGCCUGGGUGCGCGUCGAUACCCAGACAAUACUCUCCAUACAUCACAAUGUCAUAUCACAAAAUAAUCGCAUCAGUCUGACCUACAAUGAUCAUCGAUCGUGGUAUUUGCAUAUCAAGGAGGUGGAGGAAACAGAUCGUGGCUGGUACAUGUGCCAGGUGAAUACAGAUCCGAUGCGUUCGAGGAAGGGCUACCUGCAGGUGGUGGUGCCCCCCAUGAUAGUCGAGGGCAUGACCAGCAACGACAUGGUCGUCCGAGAGGGUCAGAAUGUGUCGCUGAUGUGCAAGGCGCGCGGCUACCCGGAGCCCUACGUCAUGUGGCGGCGCGAGGACGGCGAGGAAAUGCUAAUUGGCGGAGAGCACGUCAAUGUCGUCGAUGGCGAGCUGCUGCACAUCACCAAAGUGAGCCGUCUCCACAUGGCGGCCUAUCUCUGCGUGGCAUCCAACGGUGUUCCGCCAUCGAUUAGCAAGCGCGUCCAUUUGCGAGUUCAAUUUCCUCCCAUGCUGUCUAUACCAAACCAGCUAGAGGGCGCCUAUUUGGGCCAGGACGUUAUGCUGGAGUGUCACACUGAGGCAUAUCCGGCCUCUAUUAACUAUUGGACAACGGAACGCGGCGACAUGAUAAUAUCAGACACUUCCCGGGCGGGCGAUAAAUACGAGACCACAUCAACCGUCAGCGGUUAUACGAAAUAUAUGAAGUUAAAAAUUCGCGCCGUUGGCCCGAACGAUUUUGGCACCUAUCGCUGCGUGGCAAAAAACUCGCUGGGCGAAACCGAUGGCAACAUUAAGCUCGACGAAAUGCCCACGCCCACAACAGCAAUAAUAUCCGAGAUGGCCAUGUUGAACCGCAGCUACGAUGGCAAGAGACGUCAUAGAAAUAAAUUUGAGUCGGCUAACGCUUUGCCUGAUUACGGGGUUGAGGAGUGGCGUGACGGUGCUCAAGGCAACCAUGGUGGCAACACUGGCGAUAACAAUCAAACGCCCGUGCGUAAUCCGCCCGGAGCAUUUCACAAUUCUGCAGGCUCACUGGCACAGCAUAAUCUACUUGGUAAAAUAAUGCGCGGCAUUAAAACGCAAUCAUUUGGGAUUUUCAAACGUUUAUCGAGUUAUUUGCCGGCGGCGCUGCUGGCGUCGCUGCCAGCGUCGACAAGUCGAUGGCGUAUGAGUAAUAUGAAAAGCCAAGCCCACAUUCAGCCACUGGAGACUGCUGUCAGCGUGCAGUCAAACAUAAACAGCAGCAGCAGCAGCAGCAGCAGCAGCAGCAGCAGCGGCAGCAGCCAAAGGACCAGCCACAGUAGCAACACCAACAACAGCAACAACACCAACAACAACAACCAGACCAGCAAUAGCAAUCGAUGGGCGUGGCAGCCAGAGCCGCGCAUAUUUCACAUAGCUCAUACGCCGCGUGUGACGACGCAAUGCGAUUGGCCAACGCUCAUUUGCAUAGUAAUAUUGUCAGCGGGCAUUGUUGUUGUUGUUGCCACGGAUGUUGUUGUUAUGCCCUUGUUGCUGGCGCUGCAUUUUAUCGGCAGCCGGAUCGCAUUUUCUAUUAGUGCGGCGCAUAGGCAACAUUUAAUGCUAACAUUUUCGGCUGUUGGUAAUAAGGUUGCCGCAUUGUUGCCGCAAAUUUAUACAACAACAGCAGCAGCAAUAGCAGCAGCAGCAGCAGCAGCAGCCGGAGCAGGAGGUGCGGCAGGAGCAACCCAGCCAAACACAUUUAGUGUGCUUUGCCAGCGCUGGCAUUCGAGAUGAAAUCAAAUAAUUGCAAAAAACUCAUUUAGGGCACAACAACAUGACGGAGCGGAUGAAGAAGUGGAGCCAGAAGAAGACGAAGAAGAAGUAGUCGAGCUAGAAGAAGCAGCAGAACAAACCGCACGCCAAGAGCGUGCAAAACAGAAUCAAACUUAGACAAGUAAGUGAAAAGUAUAAAA